AGUGUGUGAGAUUAGCGCCUGGGAUAAAUUGUCAUGGUUGUUUUCAUGCCAGUGUCGGAGGGAGAAAAAAGUUACGUUGUUGCGAGCUCCAAUCUAACGAGUUCGUCUUGAAGCCUUUUGAAGACUUUGAAGAACUUUUACACAACAUUUCCCAUCGGGGGAAACAAAAUUAUAGUCGAGGGAGCAACAAUGGGGAGCGAACCAGGCCCAGUUCAGAUUGUGACAGUGUGCAAGGAGGAUCACUCCUUCACGCUGGACGAGGAAGCGCUCGCACGUGUCCUCUUGGCCUCUGGCGUCCGAGACAAGCACGUGGUGGUGCUGUCGGUGGCUGGCGCCUUCAGGAAAGGCAAGAGCUUCCUGCUUGACUUCAUGCUGCGCUACAUGUACAGGAAGGGCGACGAAAACUGGCUGGGUCACGACGAUGAGCCACUCACGGGCUUCUCUUGGCGAGGAGGCUCGGAACCAGAGACGACCGGCAUCCAGAUCUGGAGCGAGGUCUUCCCCAUCCAGAAGAGUGACGGAACAGAGGUGGCAGUGAUGCUGAUGGACACUCAGGGAGCAUUUGAUAACCAGUCUACAGUGAAAGACUGUGCCACCAUCUUUGCCCUCAGCACUAUGACCAGCUCCAUUCAGAUCUACAAUCUGUCUCAAAACAUCCAGGAAGAUGACCUGCAGCAGCUGCAGCUUUUCACAGAAUAUGGCCGUUUGGCCUUGGAUGAAAUCUUCCUAAAGCCCUUCCAGUCUUUGAUGUUCCUCAUCCGCGACUGGAGUUUUCCAUACGAAUACACAUACGGCUUUAAAGGAGGCAAUGAAUUCCUGGAUAAACGGUUACAGGUCAAGGAGGCCCAGCACGAGGAGCUGCAAACGGUGAGGGAGCACAUCCACUCCUGCUUCACCAACAUUUCCUGCUUCUUGCUCCCCCACCCUGGCUUGAAGGUUGCCACCAGCCCGUCUUUUGAAGGACAGCUUAAUGCGGUGGCACCAGAGUUCAAAGAUCAGCUGCGGAUUUUGAUCCCCGAUCUGCUGCAUCCUGACAACUUGGCCGAGAAGGAGAUCAAUGGAAAUAAAGUCACUUGUAGAGGCCUACUCGAGUACUUCAAGGCUUACAUCAAGAUUUACCAGGGAGAAGACUUGCCCCAGCCAAAGAGUAUGCUUAUGGCAACAGCGGAGGCCAACAACCUGGCAGCCGUGGCGGCAAGCAAAGAUCAGUAUUACAGGAACAUGGAGAAGAUGUGUGGGGGAGACCUGCCCUACGUGUCUCCUGAGUCCCUGGAUGAGAAGCACCAGUUUUACUUUAAGGAGGCUCUCUACGCCUUCUCCUCCACCAAGAAGAUGGGUGGUCAGGAGUUUUGCGACCGCUACCAAGCGCAACUGGAGAAGGAGCUGGAGGAGAUGUGGGAGUCGUUCAGCAAGCACAACGAGUCAAAGAAUCUGUUCAGCGCCUUCCGAACCCCGGCCGUGCUGUUUGUGCUGGUGUGCCUCCUCUACGUGCUGUCAGGCGUGCUGCUCUUCGUGGGCCUGGCCACCUUGGCCCUGGUGUGCGACUGCGCCUUGGGCGUGGUCAUGAUGUCCAUGCUGACGUGGACCUUCAUUCGCUACUCCGGCCGUUACCGCGACGUAGGCGGAGCCAUCGACCAGGCGGCGGGCACGGUGCUGGAGCAGGCCACGGUGGUGCUGAACAAGUCGAGAGGGCAGAGCCUCCCUAACGUGAAGAAAACCAGUUAGAGGACCUCAGGCUUUUGAUCAUCUCGAAACGACGCAAAGCCGCACGCAGCACAGACCCACAUUCAGCACAAAAGCCUUUUCAUAUCACCGCCCUAACUCUAACUUCCUCCACCCCCCUCUCUGGGAGAAACACGCACCUCAACCACACACACAGGGCACAGAGAAAAUGCACAAGUGAAAGAAAUGUUCCCAAAACACAGCAUCUGGAGUACCUGCAUUGGGACUCCUCGUGUUCAAGUUCAUUAUUGAAAAAGCUCACUGGUUUGAAUGCAUCCUACAUUCUUUUAAUACUGCCAUGUUUACAAAACGUUUAUUAGGAGAAAUACUUUCAGACGGUUAUGGGAUACUUUUUGCAAACCAUUGUUGAAUAUUUUUCUAAAAAGGCGGGAUUUUGGAGCUAUUAUAUACACAUUUUAGCGGCUCCAUUUUUUUCUUUUACAUUUUGCCUUAAGAGCAUUCCAAUCACUAUCAAAAUGUAACAUUCCUGUUCAUGUACAGUAGUAGACUUUCAUUGAAGUAGCAAGGAGGACGAGAUUAUGCACUUUGUGUCAUGGUAAACAGCACCAAAUGAGAGUGGCUAGCUACAGUGAACCCCACGCUAUUCGCCAAAACCUGACAGUCAUUGACGCUCCCCUAAAAAGGCGGCAAAGGCACCAAAAUGCCACCAGAUGACAGCAAAAUUUCUAUUUUUGUCUAAAUGACGUUCAUCAACUCACUUCAACAUUAGUUCCGUGACACCAAGAUGCCGCGAGAUGGCAGCAAAGCACUAUUUUCAUCUAAAUGAAACUCCUCAACUCACUUCAACAUAGUUCCAUGGCACUAAGAUGGCACCAAAGGACUAUUUUUAUGUAAAUGGAACUCCUUGACUCACUUCAACAAAAUUCCAUGGCACCAAAAUACCACAAGAUAGUGGCAAAGCACUACUUUUUCUAACCUCAACUCCCCUUUAACAUAUUUCCUGGACACCAAGAUGGUGGUAAGUUAAUACUAACAAUACUUAUGAAAAAAAUGUGCAAAUAGGUUUAUUUGUGAAUGCCAAACCGCGAAUAAGUGCAGGUUCACUGUAGUUUAAUCAACAAAAUCAUGCAUUCCAAAUUCUCUGCUGACCAUUCCCUUCAUGUUACACGAAAUAGAUUUUGAUACAGAAAACUAUAAUAUUUUUACAUUAUUUGUAGGAACUGGUUUCUGUGACGUUUACUACUCCAAAGGUUAUAUUGAUUGAUGAUCACCUAACUUAAUGAUAUAGUAACCAGAUAGCCAAAGAUUUAGCUUUGCUUUUGCAGCCUCUUUGAAUUAUCCACUCUGUAUGUUAUAUGAUGACUAUACAAACUAUAUACUGUUGUGUCAACGAGAUCAUUUUUAUGCAACAUACUCAAAAUAGCAGUAAAAUGCUACACAAUGUCAUGCAAGUGAAAAAGGAUGAUAGAAGAAUGUGUGAAUGUACUGCAGAGAUGGAUGUAGUAGUGUAGAUUUGCACUUGGGCAAUGAAGCAAAUAAACAAUUGGAUCAUUCA
Molecule: messenger RNA, 3238 nt
Organism: Phyllopteryx taeniolatus (common seadragon)
Lineage: Eukaryota; Metazoa; Chordata; Actinopteri; Syngnathiformes; Syngnathidae
Gene: atl3
Product: atlastin 3
Exons: 14
Coding region: 190-1725 (511 amino acids)
Biological process (GO): endoplasmic reticulum organization; protein homooligomerization
Molecular function (GO): GTP binding; GTPase activity
Source: RefSeq, a predicted model, not a curated record